Messenger RNA from Zea mays, 1729 nucleotides. RefSeq lists its product as uncharacterized. The record is from RefSeq and is marked validated. Gene Ontology annotation, molecular function: RNA polymerase II cis-regulatory region sequence-specific DNA binding; DNA-binding transcription factor activity, RNA polymerase II-specific; protein dimerization activity. NCBI's taxonomy places the organism in Eukaryota, Viridiplantae, Streptophyta, Magnoliopsida, Poales, Poaceae. The transcript is spliced from 6 exons. Gene Ontology annotation, biological process: regulation of transcription by RNA polymerase II. Gene Ontology annotation, cellular component: nucleus. The coding region runs from base 264 to 1544 and encodes 426 amino acids.
CGCACUACCACAUGCCACACCCAUUACUCGCCACUACAUACUCUUGCAUCGCAUGCCCGGCCGCCCCUCACUCACUCUUUCUCUCUCCCUCCCCCCCUCUCUCUCUCUCUCUCGCUCCACCACAGCUAUCUACUAUACCUUUCUAGCUUAGCUACAUACCUAACUAAACUGCCAAGAAUUUGGCCAAAGCAAGAUCUCAAUCCCAUAUAACACAUCGAUCGGACCCCGCCCAUGUAUCUGUAGAUAGAUAGAUAUAGAUCGAUAUGGCAGAUCACCAGAUGAUCCACCCACCAGCUGCUGCCACCACGGGCAGCAAGACUCACGGACAUGCCGGCGAUUGGUGGACCACGACGGUGUCGUGCUCGCCGGACCAGCUACCUGAUGGAUUCGGCGGCGCCGGCUGGUCGUCUGCUGCAGCUACUACUGCAGCUGAAGGCAACAGGUCCAGGUCCGGCAACGCGGCAGCCUCCUCGGAGUCUCCCGGCUCCAUCCACUCGCUCCCCACCGCCGGCAGCUCCAUAACCUUCCAGGAGUCUGCAGUCGGCGCCGCCGUCGGCGAUCAAGGCGUGGUCGCCAUGCCGCCGCACCCAGUGGCGUCUGGUCACGCCGGCAGCAGCUGGAACCAGCCUUCUUACUACUUCGACCAGCAGGCUCAUCACCUCAGUCUGAGGAGCCCCUCAUCGAAUAACACCAGCACGAUGGUACCGGACUCCCACCACGACGAUCCAAACCACCAGUUCCUGUCCAACCUUGGGCUGGAGCUGCUCUCGUCGUCGCCGACUUCGUCCUCCGGCGGGUUCCGGACCUCCUCCUCACUGCUCAGAAGCCUCACGGAGCCAUCGGCAGUUGCCACGGGCUUCCAGCAGUACCAGCAGCAGGCGGUGAACCAAGCGCCGCCUGAAAGCAUCAGGGACGACGCUCUGCAGUUCGUUAAUAGCACGCCGUUUUGGAGCGCCUCUGCCGUGUUUGCUUCCGCGGCGGAGGGGGCUACAAGCCGCUUACCAGCGAGUGCCGCCGGACCACCGUCCGCGCAGUCUAUGCCGGCGAAUUUUGCAGUCAAGAGCGCAUUAUUAGAAGGUGCCCGCGGAGACUCCAGCAGCAUCACUGCGAAUAAGACGAGCACCGAUCCAACGCCGCGGCUAAAAAAAUCGAGGACAGGGACACCGUCACCAUUGCCUGCUACCUUCAAGGUGAGGAAAGAGAAGCUUGGUGACAGAAUCACAGCGCUUCAGCAACUAGUCUCCCCUUUUGGAAAGACGGAUACGGCAUCGGUGCUCCACGAGACCAUCGAGUACAUCAAAUUCCUGCACGACCAAGUUGGUUCACUCAGUGUUCCUUACCUAAAGAAGAAUAGGCAGCAAGAAGUGCCCCCUCACAAGGUAUUGUGGGACGGAGGUGGUGAGGCAGCGGGAGCAAAUGGAGAACUCACUGGCCGAGGGCUGUGCCUGGUUCCGAUAUCGAGCACCUUUGCGGUGGCCAGCGAGACGACGACGACGCCGCCGCUCGACUUCUGGACACCGUUUGGAGGCCCUGCCUUCCGGUAGCAGACGUGUAGUAUCAUCCGGGAGCUGGCUUUUACUAAUUACAAUAAUUUGACAGUUGAUCUAGCUGUAGUCACAAUAGAUCAAGUCCUAACUCACAUCGUAUAAUGCAGUUACUAGUGAUCAUAUAUAUAGCAAUCUAUAUAUGGCUGACGUUAUGGAGUAUAUACAACAAAAUAAACUUUGGC